Messenger RNA from Eimeria necatrix, 975 nucleotides. RefSeq names its product 3-oxo-5 alpha-steroid delta 4-dehydrogenase alpha 2, putative. The record is from RefSeq and is a predicted model, not a curated record. The transcript has 2 exons. Gene Ontology annotation, molecular function: 3-oxo-5-alpha-steroid 4-dehydrogenase activity. Lineage: Eukaryota; Apicomplexa; Conoidasida; Eucoccidiorida; Eimeriidae. Gene Ontology annotation, biological process: steroid biosynthetic process. The coding region runs from base 1 to 975 and encodes 324 amino acids.
AUGCAGGCUCCCUUGGGGAAGGUUUCGGAGCCGCACGAGCCCCCAGUGGGGCCCGCUGGUGCCCACCUGGGCGGCGUGGAUGCUGCAGGAAUUGCCUUCCGCACUUAUACCUGCUGCUGUGCUUCUGUGGUCUCAGUUUUGCCACGAAGACUGUUUUCGAGGCGUUUUCGUGCAGGAAAGCUGCUUAAUUUGAUCGUCGUGGCGGCUUUCACGGCGCACUACUUGCACCGGGUGUUCAUCUACUCGCUGCGGCACUACCGCUUUCCAGAGUGCCGCCGGCGCGACACAGUGCCGCUGCUGCUGCCGUUGUCAGCUUUUAUGUUUUGCUUCGCAAACGGACUGGCGCAGAGCCUCAGCGGCUGCUACUUCAGCUACGCGCGGGAAAUGCGCGGCCUGCGCUACCUGCUUCCCCGCUGGGCGCCGCAGGAAGACAGCGACUUGGAGCUGCUGCAGAAGACCAGCCUGUGGGACACGCUGGCGCUGCUGCGUUUCGCAGCGGGGCUGGUUAUUUUCGUGUACGGAAUGGCUGUGAACAUCCUCGCAGACGAGCACUUGCUGCAGCUGAAGACAGUGCGCGCGCAGGAGGCCGCAGCGCCGCACAGCGCCGCCGCUUCCCCCAAAAACAACGAAGGAGUUGUCACUUUGAGAAGGUCUUCACGCAUUGCGGCCAAAAAGGACGGAGAUAACUUCGUCACUUUCAAGUACAACGCCCACCCGCACGGCGCAGGCCUCACUGCGUACAAGAUCCCGCGCUGGGGGUGGUUCCAGCAGGUUUCUUGUGCGAACUACUGGGGAGAAAUCUGCGAAUGGUUCGGUUUCGCAAUCAUGUGCAACUCUGUAGUUGCUUUGUCCUUCGCUGUCUUCACUCUUUUGUUCCUCGGACGCCGCGGAGUCCAAACGCACAAGUGGUACAAAACCCGAUUCGCAGGGAACUACCCAGAAAACCGCCGCGCGGUUAUUCCCUACGUACUGUAA